AUGGUUGCUCUCGAGCCCGACAGACUGAAGUCUCAAACAGAGUGCUUCAUCGGAAAGCCCCCGCAAAGCUGCCGCUCUACACACACUUCGAGUCAACAAGUCGCUGAUCUUCUGAGUUGGUGGUACAAUCAAUGCUUGAAUUCACACCCUCGAUGCAACCGGGUUUCUGACCCAGCCACCUAUCCCCCAAGACUACUUCGGGUCGAUGGCGAGAUCUGCAAGCUGGUAGACACAGCGAUGAUGACUCGGGGUCCUUACACUGCCUUGAGCUAUUGCUGGGGAUCCGACCCCAAUCAUCUUCUUCUAACAGACACGAAUAUGUCGAGACUACUGGACGGGAUCGACUGCGCCGACCUGCCGCAGACGUUUCAAGAUGCCAUGUUGAUAACGAAAAGGCUUGGGAUAUGCUACAUUUGGAUCGACUCGCUUUGCAUCGUUCAGAAAGGCGAAUCCUCGGGCAGAGAUUGGCUUAGACACCUCAAGAUCAUGGGAUCCAUCUAUGAAAACUGCACACUCAACAUCGCGGCGGCG
Messenger RNA from Canariomyces notabilis, 531 nucleotides. RefSeq lists its product as uncharacterized. The transcript has a single exon. The annotation marks the transcript as partial. The record is from RefSeq and is a predicted model, not a curated record. Lineage: Eukaryota; Fungi; Ascomycota; Sordariomycetes; Sordariales; Chaetomiaceae.